ACAUACAACCCGAAUGCUACCACGGCCAUGCCAUGCUCCUGCACGAGGGCUCGGCGACCAGCCUUGCUUGCACUUGUCGUCCUCGUGGCCACGUCCUGCGUGCCAUCGAGCUCGCCUGAUUAGCACCACCAUGGCUGGGUUCAGCGACCGAACUACGCAAUCGUCCGAGCCGGCGUCCGUAGCGCCUCGCCAAAGCUCCACCCAUCGCGCAUGCUCGUCGUCGCCUACGCGUCGGCCAUGGCUCAUCGCUCGUUCCGCCUGGUCCAGAAUGCAGGGAUCCACGCCGUGUAACUUGGUAUUUGUAUGAGGUGGUCUAAAAAGACGCCACUUUCGCCCGGCCCCAAAGCAAGUAGAAACGCAAUUUCGAGACGAUGGUCGACGUCCUCUCGUGGGUCUUCCUCCCCGGCAUCGGGCUCUUUCUCGGCCUGAGCAUCUGCGCCUUCGUCGCCCUCCGCGGCGAGUCGCGCCAUGCUGCCGGCGCCAUGGAGCUAGAGAUGGGCGAGAUCUCGGCGGGCGCCGAGACGCGCAAGCGCUUCUUCGUGCUGCUCCUCAUCGCAGCCAGCGCCCGCCUUGUGAGCUUGAGCGUCGACCUCGUCGCCCUCUCGCUCUCGCCUGGCGACUCAGAUCUCGCCUUCCUGCCGCGCAAGAACUCGACCAACGCCAGCAUUGCAUGGGUGUCGUCGAUCUUUUCGCUGCUCCCAUGUCUCUUCUUCGUCUCGACGUACUCGCUGCUCAUCUUGUUCUACGCGCAGCUGUGCACCGCCUGCUAUGGCCUGAGCUUCCCGCUCCACAAGGCCGCGUACUUUGCCUGCAACCUCGUCCUCUACGUCGGCUUUGUCGUGCUCAUGUUUGCGACCCACUCGACCGGUAGCUUCUGGAAGUGGACGCAAGGCGGUCUUGGCUGCUUCUACAUUUGCGGGUUCCUCGCGAUCCUCUACUACAGCGGCCGCCUCGUCGUCUUCUUCAAGUCGACGCACGUCGAAGAUGACUUCUUCUUUGACAUGGACGUCUCGACGCAUGCAUCGUUCCGUGGCCUCACGCCGCGCCAGAUCGUCGUCCGCCGGAUCAUGCUUAUCUGUGCCAUGUGCUGCGCGCUCUUCCUCGGCCUGGGCAUCUACCUCCUCUGCAUGGCGACGGCCGCGAUCCCGUCGUGGCACGACCAGUACCGAACGCCAGCGGGCUUAGACCCGUAUAUCUUUGAGCUCGGCGUGUACAUUCUGAGCGAGUUCCUCCCGUGCAGCCUCCUCUUGUACUUUACGCAUCGCACGGCCGCGACCACGUCGACGACGGCGCGCAGCGGGAAGGACGCGAUUCUGGACGAAGCCCACACGCUCCUUCGCGCCGACGACGCGCCGUACCAUUACCAGACGACGCCGAUGAUGGCGACGAAUGCCGCCGCAGCGGGUGUCCCGCCGCGCCCGUACCUCCCGCGCAACAACAGCAGCGGAACGUUCGAGCGGUCGCCCAUGGGCAGUAGCUCGUCCUUUGCCUGA
Messenger RNA from Saprolegnia parasitica CBS 223.65, 1493 nucleotides. RefSeq lists its product as hypothetical. Bases 372 to 1493 code for a protein of 373 amino acids. Lineage: Eukaryota; Oomycota; Saprolegniomycetes; Saprolegniales; Saprolegniaceae. The transcript is spliced from 4 exons. The record is from RefSeq and is a predicted model, not a curated record.